Psilocybe cubensis is the source of this 312-nucleotide messenger RNA. RefSeq lists its product as uncharacterized. NCBI's taxonomy places the organism in Eukaryota, Fungi, Basidiomycota, Agaricomycetes, Agaricales, Agrocybaceae. Gene Ontology annotation, cellular component: cytosolic small ribosomal subunit. The transcript is spliced from 3 exons. Bases 1 to 312 code for a protein of 103 amino acids. Gene Ontology annotation, molecular function: structural constituent of ribosome. The record is from RefSeq and is a predicted model, not a curated record.
AUGGCCAAAGCAAAAGCAGCCCCCGCUGCGUCCAGCGGUGGUAAAUCCGCGAAGAAGAAGAAGUGGUCCAAGGGAAAGGUCAAGGAUAAGGCCCAGCACGCCGUCUCGCUCGACAAGGCCACCUACGACCGUAUCAUGAAGGAAGUCCCCUCCUUCAAAUUCGUCAGUCAGAGCAUCCUCAUCGAGCGUCUCAAGAUCAACGGAUCGCUCGCUCGUGUUGCUAUCAGACAUCUCGAGAGGGACAAGCUCAUCAAGCGGAUCGUGCACCACUCCGCACAGCUCAUCUAUACUCGCACCACAUCACAAGAGUAG